Messenger RNA from Euleptes europaea (tarantolino), 2212 nucleotides. It is a transcript of the gene MTIF2, whose product is annotated as mitochondrial translational initiation factor 2. NCBI's taxonomy places the organism in Eukaryota, Metazoa, Chordata, Lepidosauria, Squamata, Sphaerodactylidae. The coding region runs from base 4 to 2184 and encodes 726 amino acids. The record is from RefSeq and is a predicted model, not a curated record. The transcript is spliced from 13 exons. Gene Ontology annotation, molecular function: translation initiation factor activity; GTPase activity; GTP binding. Gene Ontology annotation, biological process: translational initiation.
AAAAUGAACUGGAGGGUCAUGCUGACACUGGAGAACUUGGCUUACUUGCAUCGGGCUUGCAAACAGCUGCAUUCUCUGUCUUAUGGGAAAGUUCACAGAACACAGUGGAAGCCUGUACUAGCAUCUGCCUACCCCGUGUGCCCGGUUCAGCUGCACCCUCAGCUCUGGCAGCCAGACACCAACUCACAAGUCAGGCUUUUAACUACCAAGGAGAGAAAGAAAUCUGGCAAGGAGAAACUCCUACGGAUUAAACCAAAAGUGGAGAAGCAAGAGGUUGAGAUAAUGGCUGAGAUGACUGUGAAAGCCCUUGCAAAAGCCAUGCAUAAAGACAUAGAUCACAUAUACGAAGCUCUGUUGAACAUGGACAUUGAUUUAGAUGUGCUAGAACCAGAGUCGGUCUUAAAUGAAGUGUGGAUCAAGCACAUUAUUAAGACAUCUGGCAUGAAACCUAAAUGGGCCAAGCUAAAAGAGGAAAAAGUCAAAGAAAAUAAAGAUGCUGUAAGGAGGCCUCCCGCAGAUCCUGCUUCAUUAACCCCAAAGCCUCCAGUUGUGACCAUUCUGGGCCAUGUUGACCAUGGGAAAACAACUCUCCUUGACAGCCUGCGAAAAACUCAGGUGGCUGCAAUGGAGGCAGGAGGCAUCACCCAGCAUAUCGGUGCCUUUCUAGUGCAUUUGCCUUCUGGGGAAAAGAUAACUUUUCUUGAUACUCCUGGCCAUGCUGCGUUUUCAGCCAUGAGAGCAAGAGGUACUCAGGUCACUGAUAUAGUCAUAUUGGUGGUAGCAGCAGAAGAUGGAGUAAUGAAGCAGACUGUGGAAUCUAUUCAACAUGCAAAAAAUGCCAAAGUUCCAAUUAUUGUUGCCAUCAACAAGUGCGACAAGCCAGAAGCUGAUCCUGAGAGAGUGAAGAAAGAGCUGCUCGCUCAUGAUGUGGUUUGUGAAGACUACGGAGGAGAUGUUCAGACCAUCAACAUCUCAGCCUUGAAGGGUGACAACUUGAUGGCUUUGGCGGAGGCAACUGUCACGCUUGCUGAAGUGCUGGAACUGAAGGCAGACUUCAUGGGCCUAGCAGAAGGCACCAUCAUAGAAGCUCGUACAGACAAAGGAAAAGGUCCAGUAACCACAGCUGUUAUCCAAAGAGGAACUCUGAGAAAGGGCUGUAUUUUGGUUGCAGGAAAAAGCUGGGCCAAAGUGCGCCUGAUGUUUGAUGAAAAUGGCAAGCCAAUGGAAACUGCCUCCCCGGGCAUGCCAGUGGAGAUUGCAGGAUGGAAGGAGGUUCCUUCAGCAGGAGAGGACAUACUUGAAGUAGAGUCUGAGCAAAGAGCUCACGAAGUUAUCGACUGGAGAGUCUUUGUUGAACAACAAGAGAAAAUAAAGAAGGAUCUAGAGGUCAUAGAAAUGAAACAAAAGGAGCACAGAGAAGCAUACGAGAAGGAGCGAGAGGGCUUGACCAACAUGACCUGGAGGGAGAGACAGAGAACCAUGUACAAAGCCAAAAGGCAUCUCAUGUAUUUGCGGCCUAAGGAAAGAGUGCAGAGUGACAAAAACAAAUUGCCCAUCAUUAUCAAAGGUGAUGUUGAUGGUUCAGUGGAAGCCAUUUUGAAUAUCCUCGAUACCUAUGAUGCUGAUGAGGAGUGUGAAUUAGACGUUCUCCAUUUUGGGAUUGGGGAUAUAAGUGAAAAUGACCUAAACCUUGCUGAAACAUUUCAAGGUAUUGUGUAUGGGUUCAAUGUGAAUGCAAGUAAAUCUAUUCAGCAGUUGGCUGCUAAAAAGGACAUAAAGAUUAAAGUCCACAAUAUCAUCUACCGGCUGAUUGAGGAUUUGCAGGCGGAGCUGAGCUGCACGUUGCCCCAUGUUGUGGAAGAGCAUAUAUUAGGAGAAGCUGCUGUUUUAGCUACAUUUGAAGUCACAGUAGGGAAGAAAAAAGUUCCAGUAGCUGGCUGCAGGGUACAGAAGGGACAACUAGACAGAAAGAUGAAGUUUAAAGUAAUUCGUAAAGGAGAUGUUGUUUGGUCAGGCUACUUGUCAUCACUGAAGCACCACCAAGAUGAUGUUUCUGUAGUGAAGACUGGCAUGGAGUGUGGCCUCAGCCUGGAGAAAAACGUAGAGCUGCAAGUUGGCGAUGAGAUUGUUUGUUUCAGUGAAGAGGAGGUUGAACAGAAAAUUUCUUGGAACCCAGGAUUUUGAGUUUUACAGCAGCUGAUGUGAGACAGUG